UCUGAUCUUAGCAUCGAGACUGCAAUUGUGCAUGCUUAUAAGCGCUACAGCUACACUCUUGUUACAUCCUUCACAGAGAGCGAAAGCGCUUCCAUCUUUAGCGCGACGUAAGGUAGUAGAAGUAUUGUUGCUGCUAGUUUCUGCUUCGACUCUCUUCCUCUGCUUUGGUGCGUUUGAAGUCGUCGAUGGUCCAGCCAUUUCUCUUCCUUUGCUCGGUCUCGAAAAUGGAGAUUUUUAACUCACUGAUGAUGCUUCUUAUCAUGGGUCAGUUCUUCAUUCAACUUGGAGUUUCAGUUAUCCCAGUUUCUACUAUUUACAGUCCCGAUGGAGAUAUGAUUGAUUGUAUCAACCGAGCGGAUCAACCAGCAUUCAAUCACCCACUUCUACAAAACCAUAUAAUUCAGGAAUAUCCCACCGGCAUGCCACAAAUAGAGAGAGACGUACAAAAGAAUUGGCAAAUCUGGCACGAGACGGGAGAAAAUUGUCCAGCGGGAACGAUUCCCAUACGUCGGGAUUUGGAUCCAAAAGUUCCUCACAAAAAGCAGCCAAAGGUUCAUGAGGUCACCAACAAAGCCACUACGGGACACAAGUAUGCUAUUGCAUAUAUGCAAAACCGGCAAAAAGUGUACGGUACAAGGGUAACGUUAAAUGUCUGGACACCAAUUGUAGAAUCGUCUUUCGAUUUUAGCCUCGCACAAAUUUGGUUGGCAUCUGGGUCAUACGAGACUGCGGAUCUCAAUACCGUAGAAGCUGGUUGGCAGGUUUUUAGGUCAAGGUAUAAUGACAGUCAGCCGCGAUUGUUUACAUAUUGGACGGCGGAUGGAUAUAACAACACCGGGUGUUAUGGCCUCGACCGUCCUGGAUUUGUGCAGACUAGCAGUACCAUCGCCAUCGGAGCUGCGAUUGGUUGCACCUCAACAUUUGUAGGCACCCCGUUUGACAUGACGCUUCAGAUCUGGAAGGAUCCGUUUUCAGGACAUUGGUGGCUGGCUCUAGGUCCCAAUAUAGUGCCGAUAGGGUACUGGCCGGCCACAAUUUUCACGACCUUAUCUGAUCAUGCGACGACGGUUGAAUGGGGAGGGGAAGUAUUAUACCGGAACCUUUCGGGCGCGAACACGGUGGCCCAAAUGGGUUCAGGGGAAUAUGCCGACAAAGGCUACGGAAAAGCGGCAUAUUUCUGCAAUCUGAAGGUCGCAGAGAACAAUCACACCCUUCUCCCGGUCCAAGAUUUUAGCCUUCGAGACGAUUACCCAAAAUAUUAUACCGUUAAGAAGUCAUCCAACCGCAACUGCGGUAACCACUUUUAUUUUGGCGGACCAGGGCCUCAACGUUCGGGAGCGGUUCGGGGAACAGUAGUUUGCUUUUUGUUUGGUUUUUGUUUUUUAUUUUAUUUGAGUGUGUGUAGUUUUUAAAGUUAAGAAACUGGGUGUGUAAAACUACAAGAUGUUGCUUGGUGUUGGUUUGCUUAGUUACUAAAAGAUGUUAUUCCACCGCUAGUUUCACUAGCGUCUGCGACUGAUCGAAUCAAUUCGAGAAAAAUGCGAUUAGACUCACAACGUAAUAAUAUAGGACAUGCGAUUUGCAAGACUCGAAACAGAACAAUUAGAAAGGAGCUAGAAUCAUUUUUCUCAUUCGCCAUCAAAGUUAGAAGCUCCAGUUCCAAACCCAGAGACUCCAUACCCACUCCUCCGAUUUGCUUCGCCUCUGCUUCGUUUCGAAGCUCCCAUCGACUUCAUUCUCUACGACGGCAAAGGUCGGAGUGAAAGGGGGUUUUGUUGUCGCGGCGGUCUUCUGAGCUCGGUUCUCUCUAUCCGGAAGGUCAGCCACGAUUCGUUAUUCUUGGGUUUCGGUCAGGACGUUGGACAGUUUCUUCAGUCCUUGAAUCCGCCGGAUUUUGGUUUCGAUGAGAGGAAAUUUCUCGAGGUUGACGGCCGCUUCUCCUCCGGUCAAAGCCUCGCCGGGAAAAUCUUCUUUUUCCUUAGGUUAUUUUGUAACUCCGGUUUUUGCUAAACCAAUCCCUAAUUCAAUUGGAUUAUGAUUUCCUUU
Arabidopsis lyrata subsp. lyrata is the source of this 2046-nucleotide messenger RNA. RefSeq lists its product as uncharacterized. NCBI's taxonomy places the organism in Eukaryota, Viridiplantae, Streptophyta, Magnoliopsida, Brassicales, Brassicaceae. The record is from RefSeq and is a predicted model, not a curated record.